This is a messenger RNA of Zychaea mexicana, 704 nucleotides long. RefSeq lists its product as uncharacterized. The transcript has a single exon. The record is from RefSeq and is a predicted model, not a curated record. NCBI's taxonomy places the organism in Eukaryota, Fungi, Mucoromycota, Mucoromycetes, Mucorales, Lichtheimiaceae. Bases 102 to 485 code for a protein of 127 amino acids.
CGAGUGUACAUUUUGCCGGUAAUGUGCACUACUGUUAUUGACAAAGGGCCACGACCUUCUCCUUAAUCUGAAGUUGAUUCGCUUUCAGUAUAAAUUGGACCAUGUCUUGCCUUUCCUCUAUUCUCUCGUCGAUCAUAAUUCUUUUUAAAUUCUACUACAGCCAAGAAUUCACCUUUUCACGCAUCAUAUUUCCAUCAGCCAUGAAGUCGCCUAUCGGAUUAAUAACGUUACCACUGUUAUCGGUGAUGCUGAUGUUUUUCGUCUCACACAAGACUGCACGGGCCGUCUCAAAUUGCCGGUGUUUGAGAGAUAUUCCCCUCGUAAUAACCAACACUUACGAGUGCUGCAAAACCGACCAUGGAACAAUGAAAGGAGUUUAUUGCAAUCUUAAAGCAAGUAAUGGAAACGCCGAAGAUAGGUUCAAAGCAUGCUGCAAUCAAUCACCAACCACUUUGGUAGCUGAUGGUAUCUGUAACGAACACUAGCUACAUAGCAACACUCUUUGUUAAAACUUUUAACAAAAGGGAUGAAACCGUGUAAUGCCCAUCAUAUCCUUUCCAUGUUUCUGUUCCUCUUUCUCUUUUCUGUCGUUGUUGUUGCUCAGUUGUAAUAGAAUGUAUAUUUUUAAUAAUCUGCCAAGUAAAGAGUAAAGUAUUUUCUGAUCUAGCUACUGCGAUGAUUGGGUAUGUGCAGAAAUAUCAGUU